AUGAGCAGUGACGCAUUUGGAGGCUUUAGAAGGCAGAGGAGUAUGAAGGAGAUCACGAAACGCUUGGGUACUGUCGGUUCUACUCGCCUUCCAGGAUGGGGACCGCGUGAUCCUCACUGUGCCUGGUUGGAGACACUACAAGAUAUGGCUGCCAACCGAUGUCAGUGGCGUUCUUGUUGUCAGUUUCUAUCCAGAUUGCCUGAGCUUUCAAAUAAGUCAUGGUUGUACGGCAGUGAGGCAUCGGUGUUGAACACUGAUGUCAUGCCGUCGAUGAUGGAGUUAGAUGGUAACUUCUCGGCCUUCAUUGAAUGCCAGUCGAUAGCUUCUCACGGAUUUUCAAAAUGUUCCGGAACAGCACAGACCAACUACACUGACUCUGCUGCGCAAACGUGUAACGGCUCAGCAAAGCUGAUCACUGAUUCACCAUGGCUGAUGCCAAAUCAACAAGCCUUACCGGACUGGGAUAGAAAUGAGCGACAGAUCGGUGGUGAUCCAGGGCAAGCCGGAGAAUAUGCUCUGGAUAAACGCGGUCAUAUUCGGGAACGAAUUUGGCCGGCACUCAGGUAUCUUCGUCUGGGCUCGUUCGAAUGGACGUGUUUAAGGGUGUUGGCUUUGCUCCAAUCAGUGCAUUUUGUUGUUUUUGAUUUGAAUGAAUUGCGGGCAAGAUGGCUCAGUGGUUAUAGUGCGAAUUUACUGACUGGAAGGUCUGUGGUUCGAACCCGGCUCCCGCAUCACUUCUUUCUAGGCUCAAGCAACCUGGCAGAGGCAGAACUCAACUGCCAUAUAAUGACUACGGCAGUGACCAGCGCAGCUGAGUUUGCUGGUAAUGGCCUUCACACUUCGCUGCCAAGUCAUUGUUUGACCGCCUCUGGCUCUCUUCCAUCCUUCAAGGAAAUCGGUCGACUGGCAUACGCAGCACGUGGCCAAGCCAGCGCAACCUAUGUAGUGUGA
Messenger RNA from Opisthorchis viverrini, 951 nucleotides. RefSeq lists its product as hypothetical. Bases 1 to 951 code for a protein of 316 amino acids. The transcript is spliced from 6 exons. Lineage: Eukaryota; Metazoa; Platyhelminthes; Trematoda; Opisthorchiida; Opisthorchiidae. The record is from RefSeq and is a predicted model, not a curated record.